This is a messenger RNA of Porites evermanni, 139 nucleotides long. NCBI's taxonomy places the organism in Eukaryota, Metazoa, Cnidaria, Anthozoa, Scleractinia, Poritidae. The record is from the annotation of a GenBank genome assembly.
AUGUUGUGGUGAUUUCAGGUGGUUGUCAGGUGACGCUGUUGGUAAACGUAAAAACGCAGAAGAAAUGUCAGAGAAAGAGAAACUUGACGUGGAGGUGCAAAGUGCUGGACUUCAAUACUGCGACCCUCCUACUCCUUAA